Odocoileus virginianus texanus is the source of this 3319-nucleotide messenger RNA. RefSeq names its product RAB29, member RAS oncogene family (gene RAB29). Gene Ontology annotation, biological process: phagosome-lysosome fusion; endosome to lysosome transport. Gene Ontology annotation, molecular function: GTP binding; GTPase activity. NCBI's taxonomy places the organism in Eukaryota, Metazoa, Chordata, Mammalia, Artiodactyla, Cervidae. The record is from RefSeq and is a predicted model, not a curated record. Gene Ontology annotation, cellular component: late endosome; lysosome; phagocytic vesicle.
UGCACGUGACACGCAGAGGUAGGCGAGGGGACCGCGCCAACCUGAGGCGGCUAGGCGCACGCCUCUCUUUCUGUGCGGUUAGGGGAUGGCUCCCAUCUCCUCCCCACGGUGAGGUGAAAUAAGCUGGCCGUGUUCCGUCGCCCGCCGGAGCAGCCCCGGGGAAGUCCGGUCGGAGUCGCCCUAACGGGCCGUGGGGCGGGUAUGCCACACUUCAGUUUGAGCGGGGGUCCCGAGACUAAAGGGUGAAAAUAAGCGAGCCCCCCACUCCCCGCCUCCGUAAAGCGUCCAUCCCGCUAGCCAUGAGCAGCCGCGACCACCUGUUCAAAGUGUUGGUGGUGGGGGACGCCGCGGUGGGCAAGACGUCCCUGGUGCAGCGAUAUUCCCAGGACAGCUUCAGCAAACACUACAAGUCCACGGUGGGAGUGGACUUUGCUCUGAAGGUUCUCCAGUGGUCUGACUCAGAGAUGGUGCGCCUCCAGCUGUGGGAUAUUGCAGGGCAGGAGCGCUUCACCUCUAUGACCCGACUUUACUAUCGGGAUGCCUCUGCCUGUGUUAUUAUGUUUGAUGUUACCAAUGCCACUACCUUCAGAAACAGCCAGAAAUGGAAGCAAGACUUGGACAGCAAGCUCACACUGCCCAAUGGAGAGCCGGUGCCCUGCCUGCUCUUAGCCAACAAGUGUGAUCUAUCCCCCUGGGCAGUGAGCCGAGACCAGGUUGACCGGUUCAGUAAAGAGCAUGGUUUCACAGGUUGGACAGAAACCUCAGUCAAGGAGAACAAAAAUAUUAAUGAGGCCAUGAGAGUCCUCAUUGAAAAGAUGAUGAGCAAUUCCAGAGAAGAUAUGUCUUUGUCCACUCAGGGGAACUACAUCAACCUGCAAACCAAGCCCUCCUCCAGCUGGGCCUGCUGCUAGUAGCAUUUGGCUUGUUUUCCCUCUCAGCUCCAGGAAGUCUUUCUCUUCCCUUUGGUUGCCCACCCAACAGUUUUACUAAGUACAUUUGACCUGUCUGCUGGUGACUGUCUGGUAAGGAGAGCCAUCAUCACUAAGAAGAGAUGCGUGGGACCCAUCGGCAUUUCUGCCUCUUGCUUGCUGCUGGCUUAGAGAGACCAGUCAGUGUCUUCUGUCCAAACAAGAUCAUCUCAUCCCUCAGUUUGUGAUCUGGGAUUGAUUUUGUGGGAAGGAUUAGAAAUUAGCAUCUGUGUUUCAAGAAGCAUAAUUCUCACCUGCUUUUGAGUGUAUUUUUCCAUUCAAUGUAUAUUGAUAUCCCAGUCUGAUAGGACUUCAGUUACAAGGAAAGUGAGAUCAAAGCUCAUUUCCCAAAUUCCUUGUUGGCCAUUGCUUUCAGAUUCUUUCUGUUUUGCCUUCGAAUUAAACAUCUGAUUCCGAGAUGCAGGAGGAGUGGGGCCAGAUAAUAUGGGUUUAGGGCUACUGGAGGCCCUAAACGAAAAGUCACUGUAUUUUUUUUUAAGAUUCUAAAGUUGUAUUAGCUUUCUCUUGUCUUGGCUCUAAAAAUAGCCAAGCUUUUAAAUGAACUCUUUGGUGAGAGCAUUUCUUUCUCCAAAGAAAUUGAUUCUCACAUUAAUGUUUUCUAGUGUCUUUUUCCCAGUGGACUGGGGACCAGGUUUGCAGGUUUCUGGGUUGAUGUCUUGCUGCAUAAUGCUGCAAGUGACAUCAGUUGGCUAUGGUGCCCUAAAAUAGGUCUGUUCCUCAAAGCUCUGGGAGUCUGAGUGGAAAAAGAGGGAGAGGUUAACAGAACAAAAUCCUGUGGGGCAACUUGCUUAUGAGCACUUUUGUGGCUAGCACUUAACAGCCAUAGGAAAUAAAUAUUAUGCAUAGAACUUUGCCUAGAGGUGGAAAGUAGACAGACAGAAAAUCAUUAGGUAAUUUAAGUGCUAAAUUGGGUAGAGUUUUUAGUAUCCAAUCACUUCUAGACAGUCUAAUUUGUUAAAUUCUCACAGGAUGGUGAUUUAUAACCUACCUAGAGUUAUGAAUAUUCUUAGUGAGCUCAGACUUAGAGCUCUGUGAGAGACAUUAGCUAAAUAAGUGUUCUAAGUCUGUGGUCCCCACAUCUGAUCAAAACCACCUGGAAAGUUUGUUUAAAGAUUUUAAAAUAAAAUGUUUUAAGAUCAGUUUCCCAAUCUGACCUACUAAAUCAAAAUGUCCAGGAGUGAAACCUGGGGAUUCACUGUUGUUAUUUUCAAAACUUCCCAGGCAAUUCUGAUCAGGCCAGUUUGGAAACCACAGCUGGAGAAUGUGGUAAAAAUGCAGAGAUCCAGGCCUUCCCAAUGAAAUGUCCCUGGGCUUCUGUAGGCUCCGUUAGUUCUCUAGGUGAUUUUGACACACACCAGACUGGGGCUUCCCAGGUGGCACUAGAGGUAAAGAACCCGCCUGCCAGUGCACUAGACAUAAGAGAUGAGGGUUGGAUCCCUGGGUCAGGAAGAACCCCUAGAGGAGAAAAUGACAACCCACUCCAGUAUUCUUGCCUAGAGAAUCUCAUGGACGAGGAACCUGAUGGGCUACAGUCCAUAGGGUUGCACAGUCUGACAUGACUGAAGUGACUUAGCACGCAUGCGUGCAGACUGAAAACCACUCUCCUAAGAAAUCAGAAGCCAGAUAUCAGAGCCUUUGAUGGUUUGUUUUUAAUGCCAGUUGUUAUAAAUUUUGCACAGUCUUUUUAGACCUUCAAGUUCUCUUUUGUAUUUCCCAUUCCAGAUAGAGUUUUUAUUACAAUGAUUCUGAAAGUAACAGUGGAAGAACAAGUUCUCUGUGAAAAGAAAAUUGAUUUUUAUUCACUGAUUUGAACCCCUGCACAAUCACAAAUAAAUGGGAAAUAAGUGUUGUAUUCAUGGUAGUUAUUGACCUUCAAUAUGAGUUUGUUUAAGUGUUAUUUUAUACUGAUAAGAGUAUUCUGGAAAUGGAGACUUUUUAAAAUACCUUCUUUAAAAUGAAGGUAAGUGUUAUUCUGUUCAUCUGUUAAUUUACUAGUACCAGUUGCCUUGUUCCAAUUCAGUGAUGUAACUUCUCAAAUACUGCUUGGAAAUGUGACCAUUUAAAAAAAAAAUUGAAUAUGUUUUCUUUUCCCACUUGCUGACUCAGGAUAUUUCUGCCUUUUCAAGCAUUGCUAGAAGCUGGCCUACCAGCCCUUCUGGAUUUUCUCUCCCAACUGGUGAACAUUAUGGCCCUGAAACCAAUUAAGAAGAAAGUGAAAUAUAAUUCCUCUCCAUAUCCCUAUCUGUAAAGAAAAGAGAAAGAAAAAGAUAAGGAAGAAAAAAUAUUUACAUGAUCAGAAAUGUGAUUAUAUUAAAAAUAAUUAGAUCUUA